AUGCUAUCUCCACUAUUUGCAUACGCAAUUGAACGCCAGGUCGCUUACACGUAUACAUACGAACUAGCCCUAGGCGUUAUCCUGAUUACCUCGCGUGGCAGUGUUCAAGAAUUUCUGGAUUUCACUGCAAAACUAGUCUGUGAAAGAACAGCACUUUGCAGUCGGGCUGCUGUACAUGAAAAUGGCGAGUACUACUUUUGUCACGUCUUUGUUCGUCAGGAUAAACUGUGUGCAGUUGUCUUCUCCGAUCAAGAAUACCCUCAAAGGGUAGCGCAGACACUAUUAACAAAGACGCUCGAGGACUUCAGUGCCGAGUAUUCGCCGUCCACAUGGGCUACCAUGUCUGCUGGAGGCGCCAACAUGCGAAAGCUAGGGGAAUACCUCGUCAAAUAUCAGGAUCCUCGUCAGGCUGAUAGCCUAUCAAAGUUGCAAGCAGAUGUAGAGGACACAACACAAAUUCUUCACCAAACUCUCGAGACGCUGAUCGAACGAGGUGAAAAACUCGAUGAUUUAGUCAGCAAGUCGGAAGACCUCAGUUCGCAAUCCAAGCUUUUCUAUCAGACGGCAAAGAAGACAAAUAGUUGCUGUAAAUUUUUUGACGGCUUUUUUCUCCUGCCCACCAUGAAUUUCGCGACCUCCUACAGGGAUGAGCUCUGCCUCCGUCAUCUGACCUCGCUUGAUUCGUGGUUGCUAGCCCUGCAACCACCUUUGCCUCCGCUCUUUCUUUACCCCUUCCCAGGCCGCCGACUGUCUUCCCCAAAUUCAACGCAACCCAGUCCACUCUCCCGACCUGACUAA
Echinococcus granulosus is the source of this 798-nucleotide messenger RNA. Its product is annotated as Synaptobrevin YKT6. Gene Ontology annotation, molecular function: SNAP receptor activity. The transcript has 9 exons. NCBI's taxonomy places the organism in Eukaryota, Metazoa, Platyhelminthes, Cestoda, Cyclophyllidea, Taeniidae. Gene Ontology annotation, biological process: endoplasmic reticulum to Golgi vesicle-mediated transport. The record is from RefSeq and is a predicted model, not a curated record. The coding region runs from base 1 to 798 and encodes 265 amino acids. Gene Ontology annotation, cellular component: Golgi apparatus.